AUGACUAGUGAGGAAGGUGCUUCUAGCAAUAGCCCAAAGAGGGCCAAAACUGAAUUCGGCGAUGUCAGGAAAAUUGGUCGAUUCACGGUUGAGACGCAGAGGCUGGUGAAGGUGCUUAUCGUGGAAGCUGAUGACACUCUUCGAGUUCUGGACAAGAUGACCAUAGAGAGCCUCAACUUACCAGUGACAGUCCAAGAAGCAGCAAAUGGAAGUAAGGCGGUCGAUAUGUAUCGCGCCACACCUUUUGACGUCAUCUUUAUGGGCCUAGAAAUGCCGGUUAUGAACGGAAUCGAGGCAACAAAGGUUCUACGAGACAUCGGGGCCAGGAGCAUGAUCAUCGGGAUGGUCCUCAUCACGCUCAACAAUGACGAACUCGUGCAAGCAUUUCAGGAAGCGGGCCUGGAUGAGUGCCGGAGGAUGCCUAUGACUUCUAAUGAGUUCAGAUCCAUCCUUCAGAAGGCGCGGGACAAAAUCUGA
Punica granatum (pomegranate) is the source of this 477-nucleotide messenger RNA. Lineage: Eukaryota; Viridiplantae; Streptophyta; Magnoliopsida; Myrtales; Lythraceae. The record is from RefSeq and is a predicted model, not a curated record.